Sebastes umbrosus (honeycomb rockfish) is the source of this 3417-nucleotide messenger RNA. Its product is annotated as rho GTPase-activating protein 20-like. NCBI's taxonomy places the organism in Eukaryota, Metazoa, Chordata, Actinopteri, Perciformes, Sebastidae. Gene Ontology annotation, molecular function: GTPase activator activity. The record is from RefSeq and is a predicted model, not a curated record. The transcript has 17 exons. Bases 71 to 3385 code for a protein of 1104 amino acids. Gene Ontology annotation, biological process: regulation of Rho protein signal transduction; signal transduction.
CCAGUGAAGGAGAAAAUAGAUCUCCAAUUACGCAUCAGGUCUAGACGUUUCCAGUGACUCCUAACACUGGAUGGACAACAUGUCUCCACAGCAGCAGCAACAGGACAGCCUCAGCCGACAGCAGGAGAACAAACGGUGGACGAAGUCUCAGAGUUGUCGGCGCCAGUCCGCCCCGUCUCUGGUCAUCACCAAGGCUCUCAUCAGGUCCAAGACUCUCUCCAGAGAGAGCGUCCUGGUUCCUGUGUGCCCAGAGACCUGCUCAUUGGUCCAGUCCUUCCUCGUCGGCACCGAUCGGUCGUUCCUUCUCCACGGACACGCCCAGCUGAAGACCGGGAUGCAGACUCAGGACCGACACCUCUUCCUGUUCACCGACAUCCUGGUGAUCGCCAAAGCCAAAUCAGCCAACCACUUCAAGCUGAAGGCCCAGGUGUGUGUGUGUGAGAUGUGGACGGCGGGCUGCAUGGACGAGGUGUGUGAGGGAAGCACCAACCCAGAGAGGAGCUUCGUCAUGGGCUGGCCCACCUGUAACUGUGUGGCAACGUUCAGCUCAGCAGAUCAGAAAGAGAGAUGGCUCUCCCUCCUCAAAAGUCUCAUAAAAGAAGAGAAAGAGAAGGAGGAACCUAAAACUAUUCCUCUCAGAGUGUACGGGAAGGGAAUCAAUACUUUUGCUGUCACCAAGACGCUCCCGGUCAGCAACUCAGAUUCAACCAACGAGGUGAUCCGACUGGCCCUGCAGCAGUUCGGCAUCAUAGGAAAUGUGAAAGACUACCAGCUGUGGGUCAUCUCCAAGAGGGACAACGCCCCCUACCCUCUGAUUGGUCACGAGUUUCCCUUCAGUAUCCAGAUGAGUCAUGUGAGACUCACGGUGUCUCAGGGAGGCGGUGGCGGCGGCGGGGACGUAGACUGUCAGCGGGCCAUGCAGAUGGAGCAGAUGCAGGUGUUCAAGCAGUGCCAGUUCAUUAUGAAGCCUCGACCUGUUGAAACGCCGCACGUAUCUGCAGAGUGGUCUCAGAAGCCUUUUAAAAGGAGGCGUUCCCUCAUCACCUGGGCCUUCUGGCGAGGCUCCUCCUCUCACCUGAACGAGCUGUCCCUCGCCGGCGGGCCCCGCGGCUGCCUGUUCAGCCAGCCGCUCAGCAACGUGUGCAUAGAGGACGCUCUGCCAAAGCCGAUCAUGGAGAUGAUGGCGUUUCUGUACCACGAGGGUUCGUGGACGCGGGGGAUCUUCCGGCGCCCGGCGGGGGCUCGGGCUGUGAGGGAGCUGAGGGACUCUCUGGACGCCGGAGAGUUUCAACUUCCUCUGACAAGAGACCACGUCUUUCUCAUCGCCGGAGUCUUUAAGGAUUUCUUGCGCAGCAUCCCGAGCAGCUUGCUCUGCUGUGAGCUGUUAGAAGAAUGGAUAGAUGUGCUGGAGGAAGAGGAGGAUGAGGGAGAACAAGUGCAGGACAUAAAGAGGAUGAUGUGCCGCCUGCCUAAAGAAAACGCCCUGCUGCUUCGCUACCUGCUGGCCAUGCUGCACGGCAUCGAGGGCAACGCCCAGGAGAACCAGAUGACCAGUUUCAACUUAUCGGUGUGCAUCGCUCCCAGCAUGCUUUGGCCUCCCGGAGUGCCGUGCAGCCCCGAGGUGGAGGGAGAAGGAACUAAGAGGGUUUGCGAGCUGGUGAAGUUCAUGAUCGAACACUGUCAGCAGAUCGUGGGAGAGGAUCCGUCCUCGCUGUUUGGAGGGCCGCCGCAAAGACUCAACGAUGACGAGAUAGGAUCAGAGUCCUGGUCGUACCCUCUGACAGACUCAUCCUACGACAGUCUGGAGAACGAGCUGGACAACAUCAGCGGCGGCUCGCCGGGCUUCUGCAACCGACGGCACGUUAGACCCAAAACACUCCAAGGCAGCCUGGACUCCAUCAUCACGUUCAGCGACUACGACCACGACACAGACCCCGAUAACCAGCAAACCCACACCGACAGCCCGCAGGGUCUGAAGCUACACCGACUGGGGAGAACCAGCAGCAGCAGAAGGCCGGACGAAGACCUCUCCUGCGCCGCCAAGGACGCACCGACUGCGGACACGUCCCCCAACCUGGACUCGCUGUCCCUGGAUGGUCGGCGCAGACAGCGGCGGCGUUCAGAGCCGGCUAUAGCGUACAUGGCCAAGCUUCGGCCGUGCGUUUCGGGGAGUAUUGAAGGUCUCUCUGGCGAGGAUGAAGAGGAGCUCUACAGGAAGCCGAGCAGCACCAGGAGAGCUGUGGAGGUGAGCUCCCCCAGCAUCUCCUCCAUCUCCCCUGCACAAUCAAUGGACUCUCUGGACCUCCUCAUUAGUGACCACACCUGGGCCACCAGACGAGGGCUUUACACAACCAAAGCCUCCCACCUGGCCUCCAGUGCUGCUUCUUCAUCUGUUCCCUUAACAAUAAGCUCCACCGGUGGACAACCAGACCUGGGGACUUGUCCAAAAGGCUCCCCACCCAAAGACACAGUCAACUGGGGGACCCUGAAAGGCUGCAGGGGCCUCCACCCAAACUCCUGGCUGAAGAAAGGUCGGCGGCUGUCACUGACCCAACAGGACAACUUGGAGAAGGAAGAAGAGGACAAGACGGGGGGAGGACCCGCUGACAAGUCGCUUACACUUGGGAAACCCGUCCCAGACAAAGGUAAAGGAAAAAUGCUCUGCAGCAGCCAAGCCAAGACCAAAACCUCCUUCAGAGCAGGAGGAAGCCAUGUGAAGGGGAGGCCUGUCCAGGAGCCUCACAAGCCAAGACAUCUCAAACAGGACUCAUCCAGCCCCCCUUCCCACCACCGCUCUACAGGGAGUCUCCAAAUCCCCAAGUCCCCCUGGUUCCGGUCCUCAGACUCUACAUUAACCAUUGGUCAGCUCGACAGAACCCACGCCAACACCGGAGGUGACGCCGCUAACCAAAGGAGCGCAGCUGAGAGUGAAGUGAACGAGCUGAAGCAGCCGUCGCCGUCUUUGUUCUACAAGCAGAGCGGGCCGUGUCUGUCCCUGUUCAAGCGACACAGGUCUCGCUCUGUGGAGGAGGCGUGCAAAAUCACGCUCUACAAGCGCCGGGGGUCAGAACCCGAACGGCAGGUUGUGGACCGAGCCGCCGCCUCCGCCCUCGCUCGGGCGAGGCUGCCGAGCGACCCGGGACUGAAGGUCCCGGAGGUGGAUUCUCAGGAAGGGACGCCAGAGUCCCGUUUCUGUCUUUCUCCCUACGGCACCAAAGCAGUGAGGGACUACUUCACUACGCACCCGCAGAGUAACCCUCAGAGCAGCCAGCAGGUGGCGCUCUCCCUGGUGGAGAAUCGCAGGGAGUGGCUGAAGAGAUGCAGCGAUCCCACAGCAGAAGCAGACUUUGAUCAGCUGCUGUUUGCUGAAGAAUCUUACGUCUGAUGAUGUAAUAAAACUGGAUUAGAUGAACACAA